CGCAUGCGCAGCGAUCCCAAGGUGACAGAGGCAGACAGCACCGUAUGCACAGUCUAAUUUUACCAUAGAAGAAGUGGACUAUAUUUACUCACUCUGGAGGUAGUGGCUCGAAUAGCUGACAGAAUAGCAGACGCAGCUAUAGAGGGCUCCGCAGCCACUAGCAAGUGAUAAAUGAGCCACCAUGAUGCUGUGCCGGUGCCUAAUCAAGAGACAAGUAUUGCUGGGCACCACAUGGACUCAGUGCUGUGCCAGAGCGUACAGCCGUCCAGAUUUGCAAGAUCAUUACCAAAUAUUGGGUGUGGAAAAAAAGGCAACAGACAAAGAGAUUAAGAAUGCUUUCUUCAUACAGUCAAAAAAGUUGCACCCAGAUAGCGACCCUUCAAACCCUCUCCUGCACGCUGAAUUUGUACGUCUGAACGAGGCAUACAAAGUAUUGAGCAGAGACAGCUCUCGCAGGCAGUAUGACAAGUUUCUAGAUGCCGUGAAGAGAGAACACUGGGUUCCUGGAAGAGACAGUUCUACCUUCCAAAACAGAGGCUCUUCUUACAGGCCUGCUUCAGAGGACAAUGCCUUCUACUGGUCUCAGUUUUCUCAAGGGACUGGAGCGUCUACUCACCAGAGGAAGAGAAGAAACAGCCGCUUGGUUUGGUUCUGUAUACUACUAAUGACCGGAAGCAUGAUUGCACACUAUGUGGGCUUCAGCAUAUUAAGAAAAGUUCACAAGGAAUUUGUGGACGAACAGCAGAAACGUCUUCUUAAAAUCUAUAAUGAAACAAAGAUGGCGGCAAGAGCAAAUGGCAUAAAGAAGCAGCACGAGAUUUUCCUUCAGAAACAUGCAGCAUUUAUGGAGAAAUAUCGCCAACGAAAUCAGGGAGAUGAGACUAAGAAAUGAUGCGGUGGUGAAGUGUUUGUGGCGAACUGGUGUCUUGCAGCUGAGUUUGGAUGAAGCGACUGUAAAUCUGGAAUCUGGGACAACGUAACGUUAUCCACACUCAGGGCGAAUCAAAACCUAAGAGACUCACAAUAUGUAUUCAUAUAUUUUCCCUCUUUUGUGAAUAAAAUUGUAAAUUUGUAUAUUU
This is a messenger RNA of Pelobates fuscus (common spadefoot toad), 1079 nucleotides long. It is a transcript of the gene DNAJC4, whose product is annotated as DnaJ heat shock protein family (Hsp40) member C4. The coding region runs from base 182 to 892 and encodes 236 amino acids. The record is from RefSeq and is a predicted model, not a curated record. The transcript has 8 exons. NCBI's taxonomy places the organism in Eukaryota, Metazoa, Chordata, Amphibia, Anura, Pelobatidae.